This is a messenger RNA of Patiria miniata (bat star), 498 nucleotides long. RefSeq names its product fucolectin-4-like. The record is from RefSeq and is a predicted model, not a curated record. The transcript is spliced from 4 exons. NCBI's taxonomy places the organism in Eukaryota, Metazoa, Echinodermata, Asteroidea, Valvatida, Asterinidae. Bases 1 to 498 code for a protein of 165 amino acids.
AUGGCGGCCUGUUCGCUACGAUGGUGUCGUUUCCGCGCGUUGGUACUUCUGAUUGCUGUGAAAACAGCACUGUCCCUGGAUGUGCGAGGGAAACCUGCCGAACAGAGCUCCACUGCUCCGGAGGAAAACGGCCUUAGUUUUGAGGCAGGGAAGGCUGUGGAUGGAGACUUUCACAGUUCUUCUAAAACGGCGGAAAUGCUCAAUCCGUGGUGGCGAUUGGACUUGGAGGCUGUUUACUGCUUGAGGAAAAUUACUAUCAUCAAGGGAGUCGGUUUGAACGGCGCUGAAGUACGUGCUGGGUUGAGUCCAGAUCGUUUACCCAACACAUUGAUAGGAACAGUCGGCGGACAGCAAGUUACCACCAUAACAGCUGACCCUGUGGUCACUGCUCGCUAUGUGAGCAUAGACCUCCCCGGCGACAAUAAAAUCAUUAACAUGGCGGAAGUCACGGUUGAAAAAUUCGUGGAUGAAGAAGCUCUCGCCUCAACUUGUGAGUAA